This is a messenger RNA of Rhodamnia argentea, 2231 nucleotides long. RefSeq names its product U-box domain-containing protein 11. Gene Ontology annotation, biological process: protein ubiquitination. Gene Ontology annotation, cellular component: nucleus; cytoplasm. The coding region runs from base 56 to 1999 and encodes 647 amino acids. The record is from RefSeq and is a predicted model, not a curated record. NCBI's taxonomy places the organism in Eukaryota, Viridiplantae, Streptophyta, Magnoliopsida, Myrtales, Myrtaceae. The transcript has 4 exons. Gene Ontology annotation, molecular function: protein binding; ubiquitin-protein transferase activity.
UCCUCGCGGCGGAGGAGCAGGGGAGAGAGAGAAAAGUGAGAUCGUGAGUGGAGUCAUGGCCGGCUCUGUGGCCGGAGACCUGCUGGAUCUCGUGCGAGAGAUCGUGCGGGGCUGCACUUGCGGCGGCGGCGGCGGCAACGGCCGAGAUCUGUUCCGGAAAGACUGCACCGAUCUGGUCCGCAGGAUCUCUCUGCUGACGCAUCUCUUCGAGGAGGUCAGGGAUUUCAAGUCCUGCGAGCCCACCACCGCCGGCCAUGGCGCGAGAGAUUGCUGGUGGUGCGAUCUCGCAUUCGCCCUCCAGGCGGCGAAGCGGCUCCUCUCCGUCGCUCACGACUUCGUUGAUUCUGCUUCCUCUUUCGAGGGGGAAGCGAAGAAAAUCGCAUUCCAGUUUCAGUGUGUAACGUGGAAAUUGGAGAAAGCCCUAGGAAGCCUGCCAUAUCAUCAGUUCAAUAUCUCCGAGGAAGUUCAAGAACAGGUUGAAUUGGUCAGAGCUCAGUUGAGAAGAGCAGCAGAAAGGUAUGGGCCUCUGAAUUCAAAACUGUUGUCUCGGGCCUUAUCUGAGCCAUUGGAGAAUGAGUCUGGUCAGAUAAGGGUGCAAUCAGGCAGCCGCACGAUAGGAACACUGCACAUUGAGAAUAUUGGUAACAUUGAUCAUACAGUUGUGGCAAAUACGAGCAUUGCCCAAGCUAGUGCCCUUUCCAAUGAUGAUUGUAUAGACAUCAUGGAAGGGCUCACAAUUUCUUCCUCAUCAUUGGAGGUUUGUCAAUCAAAUGCUGAAGAUGAAGAUAAGAGGGGCCAAUUGGGCACUGAUCAGAGCGACCAACCAGAGGAGAUAAAAAAGACCAAUGUAACAUCUAUACCAGAGGAUUUUCUCUGCCCAAUAUCAUUGGAAUUAAUGAGAGAUCCUGUGAUCGUAGCCACUGGACAGACAUAUGAAAGAUCUUACAUACAAAGAUGGAUAGACAGUGGCAACCUAAAAUGUCCAAAGACACAGCAGAAGCUCCAAAAUCUAACACUGACCCCAAAUUACGUCCUGAGAAGUCUAAUCAGUCAGUGGUGCUCGGACCACAACAUUGAGCAGCUGACAGCUUUAGUCAACGGAAAAAUAAAAAACAGCGACGGCUCUUUCCGUGACAUCAGCGGUGAUAUAGCAAACAUUGAGUCUCUAGUCAGGAAGCUCUCCAGCCGAUGCGUUGAGGAGUGUCGAACUGCAGUAGCAGAAAUACGAUCACUAUCCAAGAGAAGCACUGAUAAUAGAGUACUGAUAGCAGAAGCGGGUGCCAUUCCAGCUUUGGUCAACCUGUUGACAUCCGAAGACACGACAGUACAGGAAAAUGCAGUCACUUCCAUCCUCAACCUCUCGAUAUUCGAAAACAACAAAGGGCUAAUAAUGCUUGCGGGUGCUGUUCCUUCUGUCGUCCAAGUCCUAAGAGCCGGAACCAUGGAAGCUAGAGAGAACGCGGCAGCGACCCUCUUCAGCUUGUCACUUGGAGAUGAGAACAAGAUAAUAAUUGGUGCAUCCGGGGCUAUUCCUGCUUUGGUUGAGUUGCUUCGGACAGGUAGCUCCAGGGGGAAGAAAGACGCUGCAACUGCCCUAUUCAACUUGUGCAUCUACCAAGGAAACAAAGGUAGGGCCGUGAGGGCAGGGAUUAUCUCGGCACUGUUGAAGAUGCUCACUGAUUCGAGUCACUAUAUGGUUGAUGAAGCCCUGACCAUAUUGUCCGUUCUCGCUAGCUGCCACGAUGCUAAGGUUAGCAUGGUAAAGUCGAGCACGAUCCCCGUUCUUAUAGAUCUUCUGAGAACCGGUUUACCGAGGAGCAAAGAGAAUGCAGCUGCGAUACUGCUAUCCUUGUGCAAGAGAGAUAACGAGAAUCUUGCGUGUAUAGGGAGGCUCGGCGCCGUCAUACCACUGACCGAGCUCGCCAAGAGCGGCACAGAGAGGGCUAAAAGGAAGGCCACUUCAUUGUUGGAGCUCCUCCAGAGGCUCAACAAACAGUAACGGUCGUGGGUGUUGUUGAUACUGACAAGUUGUUACUUUGAGAUUUGGAAUUCUUUUUCUUCUUCCAUUUCCCCUUGAAUUCGGGCUUGAACUGACAAGAAGGGGCAUUGAGGUGGCAUUUUCGAUCUCAUCGCUCCCCGUCUCUUUUCUUUUCUUACCGCGCGAAAUGCGCAGAAAGUGUUCAAUUCAAUCUGUUGGUUGCUAUGGAAAUUCUUUGCUUCGGAUGUCUUAC